Molecule: messenger RNA, 1594 nt
Organism: Benincasa hispida (wax gourd)
Lineage: Eukaryota; Viridiplantae; Streptophyta; Magnoliopsida; Cucurbitales; Cucurbitaceae
Gene: WRKY17
Product: WRKY DNA-binding protein 17
Biological process (GO): regulation of DNA-templated transcription
Molecular function (GO): sequence-specific DNA binding; DNA-binding transcription factor activity
Source: RefSeq, a predicted model, not a curated record
CCUUCAACCUUCGUCUUACUUUCUCCGAAAACUAAUUUUUCUCCUCUGCUUCUUCAAUGAUCUUAUUCUUGUAGUUCAGACUUUUUCGUCUCUGUUUCUAUUUUCUUUGCUUGAAGCUCUUAACUAUGGCGGUGGAUCUGAUGAGUUUUCCAAAGAUGGACGAUCAAAUCGCUAUUCAAGAGGCUGCAUCGCAAGGAUUGAAGAGUAUGGAGCAUUUGAUUCGUCUUCUUUCUCACAAGCAAUCUUCAAGCCAUGUCGAUUGCUCUGACCUAACAGAUGCAACCGUUUCCAAGUUCAAGAAAGUGAUUUCUCUCCUCAAUCGAACCGGUCACGCCAGAUUCCGGCGAGGUCCGGUUUCUUCGGCAUCCUCCUCGUCCUCCGGUUCAUCUGCUCAUCUAUCUCUUCCUCAAAAUCAGGCCAUGAAUCUCACUCCUACUCCGUUUACUUCACCGACGAAUGUUCCUGCUCCGCCGUUUGCCGCGACAGUGGCCGCUUCGGCUACCGUCGCUCAGCCGCAGGCGAAAGUCGUUGCUGUCGCGGCCAACUUCCUUCAGUCGCAGCCUCAGAGUAUGACUCUCGAUUUCACUAGGCCGAAUAUUUUGAACUCUAACCCUAAGGGAACCGAUUUGGAAUUUUCUAAGGAUACCUUCAGCGUCUCUUCGAGCUCCUCGUUUAUGUCCUCUGCUAUAACCGGAGACGGAAGUGUAUCCAAUGGAAAAUUAGGAACGUCGAUCUUUUUAGCACCAGCGCCGACUGCUUCCGGUGGUAAACCGCCGCUCUCGGUGACGCCCUACAAGAAGAGAUGUCACGAACACGAUCAUUCCGAAGAUUUAUCCGGGAAAUUUUCCGGAUCAACAUCUGUUUCCGGCAAGUGCCAUUGCUCAAAGAGAAGAAAAAAUCGGUUGAAAAAGACGAUUCGAGUCCCGGCGAUUAGUUCAAAAAUCGCCGAUAUUCCACCGGACGAGUACUCUUGGAGGAAGUACGGUCAGAAGCCAAUCAAAGGAUCUCCAUACCCACGGGGAUAUUAUAAGUGUAGCACAAUGAGGGGAUGUCCGGCGAGGAAACACGUGGAGAGAGAUCCGAACGAUCCGGCGAUGUUGAUUGUAACGUAUGAAGGAGAGCACCGCCAUACGCAGAGCUCGUUGCCGGAAAAUAUGGCGCCUGGAGUAGCUUUAGUUUUUGAGUCAACUUGAAGGAAAAAUAAAGUGGGUUUGGAGAGGGAAUGAGGAGAAAAAAGAAAAAGAAAAUUUGAAUUUUGACUUUUAUUUUAUCUCUUCUGAUGAUUGUACAUUAAAAAAAAAAAAAGACGAAGAAAUUCAGAAUUAAAAAAAAAUUGUUUUUUUUUUUCUUUCUUUUUUGGUAAAAAUAUUCGCAUUCUGGCAGAUAGAAUCUGGGUGUGUUUGAAAAUAUAAAUAAAAGUUGGGGGGGAAAAUGGAAAUUGGAAAAUGUUUAGGGGUUGAUUGGUGAGGGUAUGAAAAGUCAAAAGAAGGUGGAAAAUGGUGGUCAGUUACCGGUGAGAGGUUGUCAAUCAAUCAAAUUCACAAAUUGGUAUGUGGGGCCCAUUCAAUAAAAAGACUUUUUUUUCCCACUAGAA